Molecule: messenger RNA, 4585 nt
Organism: Ornithodoros turicata
Lineage: Eukaryota; Metazoa; Arthropoda; Arachnida; Ixodida; Argasidae
Exons: 33
Coding region: 23-4501 (1492 amino acids)
Source: RefSeq, a predicted model, not a curated record
AAACAUUUAUGAAUUUCGUCACAUGCUUAGAGCUAUUAGCCGAGACAUUUCUCUUAGAUUCCACGUCACGAGGACAACCGGAUACAACGCGAGUCUGUCCCCUACCUGGGUCCCUUUGGUCAUGUCUUCUAGGAAGACGUUCCUUAUUUCGAUGCUAGCAUCAGUGUUGACAAGUGUGCCUGCUAUGAUGAGCUUCGUCACCUUCAACGAAAAGAUAGCCUGGGCCUGCUUCAACGACACUCAUGACGAAAGUGAGGCAGUAUACGCACGCAGCAUGCCACAGUUGAUCGACUUCAUACGCCGGGUAGAGGAGAGCCAUUGGGACGUAGACGCUGCAGAUGUUGCAGUUCUUCUUCUCAGAAGGUUCUCCAUAGACUUCGUGGACCAUCAGCGUCUUUCCAACGGAGAGCGAUUCCUCGUCAACUCAGCUAGGGAACGAAAGGCUGCCGUGUUCAAUGCAUUGCUACAUCCAGCGCCACCACUGGAAAUCGACGAAGCGUCUUUGAGUUUACCUCAAAAAUGCUCUCUCUUCGCGAUGCUAUCCCACGCUAUGAACAGCGUGCCCAGACUACGAGGGCAGUCGGUAUCACGCACCACCCAAGAGCAAGGAGUGGUGAGCUUGGGCGCAGACACUUCCGUCGCUAUUUCCAUGGGCCAUGUCCUGCGAGGAGUAGUAGCCAGCAAGUAUUCUUCGAGGGACAGUGCGUUGGGCUUGUUACGAAAAGUGAAGCCUUAUGUCGACAUGGCUGAAGGACAUCUGGUAGUGGAUCAUGUCUACGGACCAACACUGGCGGGGACGCUAGGAACUGUCUCGACGUGGGAAACGAGCAAAGCACCCACUCUUGGCAGUAAUGGUUCCUGGGUCAGCACGCUGUGUCAGAGGGCCUUUGUACUCGCAGGAGAUCCGGGCAAAGUCACAGACGCCGAAUUGAUCGGCGCACUCGAUGGGUUUAUCAUGGCGAUGACGGUAAACCGCAUGAUUAAGGAUCGUCGGUUGCUCCUCAGCCGGAUACUGGACAUGUACUACAGUCGACGAGGCAUCCACGAACUUCUUCCAGAGUUUCACAACGGGCUUUCCUUCUGCAGUCGCAAAGAAGCCGUCAAAAGACUGCUUUCUGCAGAACGCUUGCAAGAACAGGUCCUGGUUAUGGCGAGACUUUACGCGAAGCUAAACGGCGUUGACACCACACCGGUCACUAUUAAGUCGGCUAUACUUCCCAUGCUGAAGAACUUCCACGCUAAGCUGGAGGGUUUGUUAAAACCACCCCUGUGGUGCGCUGCAGAAAGCAAGGCAGUACUUCCAACGUUUGCCACCAGGGGAGACGUACUUAUCCUCAUGGACCCUACACCCGGGAACAGCAUCUAUGAAAACAGUCAGAGGGCUCUCGCAGGGUUCAUUGCCGAAGACUACCUCCGUCGGAAUCCAGGAAACCGUGUGAGCAUUUCGGCAGCGCAGAUGAGUGAAGAUGCGCGGCAACUGGUAUUGCUUUAUUCGUCGCAAACUUCCAAGUAUGCGUCUCCGGCCUGUGCCAUUGAGACCACAAGAGGAUGCACAGAAUGCACUGAGGUAGACAUUUGGAGGGCUGUCAAUGGUACAUGGAGCGCGCUACAGUCGGGCCUUACAGCUGAGCAAGUGACGCCGGCCAAGGUUAUUGUCUACAUGAAAUACAGCGCAUUCAGAUCCAGCACGGAAGACGUGGGUGUCAUCAUCCAAGAGAUGAGAAAGCGUCAUGAUGACUUGACAAUAUUCGCUGUGGGACCAAGGGCGGAUAUUAUGCAAAAUUUCCAACAUCAUCAAGACGCAGUGGUCAUCAUUCCAAACUUUGCCGACGAAGGCAUACUGGCCCAAAUUGCCGGUGAACUGAGUCAGGAGAUAUCUCGAGUACCUGCUUCCAUUCGAUGCUACGGGUGUGAACGAGACAACCAAGACACCUCGGGGACAUUGACAGAAUUUCAAACUCCGCUGACAGCCAGCCAAUGGGUCAUGUACCCACGAUACUUCAAGGAAGUACCGCAACAAAUCAAUGUCACGUUCGAGACCCAGCACCUCCCCAUAAGAAUUUGCAUGGAACGUCAGAAUUGUAGUCUCCUUCCGAAGGCUCGAGAUGACAUCUGUCGCGAAUCGGGUGCCAAUGCCAAAGCCAUCCAAUUCAGCCUCCGCAAUGUGUGCGUGUCUACGGAACCCGAUUCCUGCGAGUCCUUAUAUUUUAGCCUGAUGGUACUGCCAAGAAGGCCUGGAGAAAAUUUCGUCGAAUGCACAGAUCCGAGAUGCAGAUAUCCCGACCAAUCACAAGUGGUCAUCACGUACGAGGUGAUGUUUUCGGGGAAUUCAACGACCAACCUACGAGACAUCGAAGAGCGAACCAACCCGAGCCUAAAUCUCGAAGACACUGCAGUCUUCCGCGAACUGGUGGGAAGCAAGUGUUUUCGUCAACCAAAGGAAAUGGGUGAAGAUGACUUCAGCGUUCCCAUGGCGCCUUCCCUGGAUAUCUUCUUGGAUUUGGUUAGACGCGUAGAAGACGGUUACAAAGGCAGGGAUCUCAUCGUCGUGGCAAAGAUGCUCCUAAACAGGUUUUCCUUGGACGAGUUUGAAGCCACAGAGGUAUUCAAACAACGGGAGGUAAUGAAGGAGAAGAGAACUCUGCUGAGGGCUCUGUCUUUCUCUUCGAGAGAUGUAGAAGAGAAGUUCGACGAAGCCCUCUUGACAACUAGAGAAAAAUGUGCUUUGUUCUUCAUGCUCUCCCAUUCCCUUCAAGGUGGAAGCGUCAACAGCACGACCCGUCUUGAGACCGGAGUGGUACGCCUUGACUGGGAGACCAACACUCUAGCUGUGUCCAUAAGCAAAGUCUUGCAAGGCAUCGUUGCCGCCAAAACAGCCAGGGUUGUGAAUAUCAGUGAGCUUUUUCGGGACGCCUGGCCACAAAGAGACAUAUCAGAGCUCAACCCCGAGCUGGUCCUUGACACGGACUUUGCUGUCACUCUCGGCUCGCUUCUUGGAAUGGCAGCGGUUGAAGCAUCUCUUGGUCGUCAAGAAGGAAGCGUCAUAGGAGUAGAAGGGCACUGGGCUGACCCUGGCUGUCCCAGCUUCUACAGUGUUCGAGCUGAGCAAGGGCUGUGCACCUACGCUCUACUAAGAGGCGCUAUUGACGGGUACAUCCUGGGAAAGUACGGCCAUGUCCUUGCCAAUUCUGGUGUCCCUCUGAGCGACGCCCUUGCCUGGUACUAUGGUCGGAGCGGGGUACCCCAUUCCAUCUCUGGUACCUCUCAUCUCUCGGUCUGCAAUAGACGCGAGCUUCUUCGUCCACUCUUGAAACACGGUUACUUCGAGAAGCAAGUGGAAACCUUCGCUCGAGCUUAUGGAUUCCUACUAAAGCACAGGAACGUUGCGAGGAUACAAUUCUUCGCAGCCAAGACAGUCAGUCACUUGAUGCAUCGAAUGCGGAUGGACCUUCUUCGAAAUCCUAGAUUCUGCGACGCUUACCCUCCCACACCUGAAACUGCAACAUGCAGUACCCCAACGGACGUGCACGUAGUCAUGGAUGCCGAUGCUUCACGAAAUGACUCUUGGGUUGAGCAGCAACGCCAAUUCAUCAGGCAUCUCGCGCAUUACCUUGAGCUGAACGACAAAAGAAGUCUUCACUUGUACGUCAACAAGAAAGACAUGGAGGGAGAAAUCCAAUUUCAGCUGCGUAAUCUCACAACGCCAUCGACUGUCUCCUGCUUCGUGAAUUCUCUCAGGUUGGCAGAAAUCGCAACGGACGACGAGGUAUCCACUCUGGAAUCACUCGAACGGCGACUUGUACGGGAAACAAUGUGGCGAGAGAAUUCAACGAUAAAGCCAUCGCAGGCUGUGGUGUACUUGAAGUACGGCAACCUUCGAGCACCGAUCCAAAAGCUGAGACCUGUGACGUCACGUAUGCAGCAAAGUCACUGGGAUGUCAACUCCGUUUUCACGGUCGGCGACGACAGAAGUGUGCUCCGGAGCAUGGCCACACAAGGCAUCCUGGACGAUGGGUCCUUACCAGAGAGGACAGUAAUCCUGUCACACGAGCCAGGCGCUGUCAAACGAGCUGCGAAGACUAUUGCCAGGGUGAUCUGUGCAGUUCCUGCUUCGCUUCACUGUCAGCAAUGCAGCACAUCGGAGACAGUCGACUUUGAUAUUGCCGAAAAUUCAGUGAGCCAUUUCGUCCUCCGACCCCAAGAUUUUCCCCACUUGACCAAUACGCAGAUUACGAUUAGACCCAAGAACGGCGCCAUGUGGUUCUGCCGCAAGACAGCUGGGUUAUCCGGCUACCGGUUAAAAAACUGCGAACCUGUUUCUGACAGUGGGAAGAAAUAUCACGCAGCAUGUUAUGAUGGAAUAUGCCAGCCACUACAUUUUGCCGUCAUCGGAGCGGCGGAGACGUGUGAAGCGGGUGCAGCGUGCAGGCCAAAAGGAACAGUCCAAUAUCGAAUGGAGUACAAAACUGGUACGAACUUGUCAGCGUCUUCUGAAGACUGAGACCUACUAAACAAGGACCAUUAUUUAUUCGUUACUAGUUUAUUUAUCUACGUCGAGCAACUAAUAAAGACAUCCGUUCCACUU